AUGGCAGGCAAACUGGUGUCCCCGAGGGAUAGCCACAAGGCGCGCCUGCCCGUGGUCUCCACCCUGGCCCCCGCGGUGGCUGGUGCCCCCACCUCCGAGCUCUGGACUCCCCCGGUGCGGAGCGACAGUCUACUCACCAGGCCCGCCUACUACCCCUUCGACUACUACUGGACGGACACUGACGACCUGCUGGACAUGCGCCACCUCAACCAGAUGACCCUCGUCCCCCGUCUGGCCGCCCUGGAGCGCGUUGCAGCCGUCGACCACCUGGCUGCCGGGACCCGGCCCGGCCCCUCCCACCUGGUCCAGUCCCUGCCCUUCCGCUCGUUCAUCGACGCCUGCCUGGCGAGCGCCUGUGAGCUGGAGGGUGCGGGUGUCACCCCCCUGGUCCUCCUCCUGCGCCUGGUCAGCUGGCUGCGCGUGGGCGAGGGCGGCGACCGUGCCUUCUUCCUUGACUUUGUGGCGCGCCUGUCCCGCGCGCUGCACGCCGCGCUGGGCCUGCAUGGAGGCGCCCUGCGCCCCCAGGAGACCCUGGCCGCGCUGGAGGCCUGGGCGCGCUGGGACGGCCUGGGCGAGGCCUUCCGCCGCGGCCGCCCCGAGUUUGCGCCGGCCGUGCAGGGCGCGCUGCGCCAUGCGUCCUUCUCCGCGCCCGAGGCGGUACGCGUGCUGGCGGCGGUGUCCGGGGUGCGCGCCGCGCUGCCCACCUUCACCCCCUGCGCCACGGUGGUGGGGCGACUGGCAGAGACGGUGGCCCUGGCCGCCGCGGCGCUCAGCGCGGAGGAGCUGGCGCUGGGCCUGGGCGCGCCGCGCGGCCUGACCUGGCCCUACUACCAGUGCGCGCUGCCCAUGCUGCGAACGCUGCACCUGGAGGCGCUGGACCGCGCGCGCGAGGCGGAGCGGCGCGGCCUGGACGCCGGGCCUGCGCUGGCGGCCGCCGCGCUCGGCCUGGCCGUCGCGCGCACCGUGCACUGCGCCACGGCCGACAGGAUGCGCGCCGUCGGUGCCGCGCGUGGCUUUGACUUCGACGCGUUGGAGGCCCAGGUCGAGGCCGAGGCCGGCGCAGCGGGGGGGGGUGCCCUGGGCGUCAGCGUCGCCGUCCGCGCCUGA
This is a messenger RNA of Auxenochlorella protothecoides, 1107 nucleotides long. RefSeq lists its product as hypothetical. NCBI's taxonomy places the organism in Eukaryota, Viridiplantae, Chlorophyta, Trebouxiophyceae, Chlorellales, Chlorellaceae. The record is from RefSeq and is a predicted model, not a curated record. Bases 1 to 1107 code for a protein of 368 amino acids. The transcript has 3 exons.